AAGGGGGUGGAAGUCUAAGUGGUGAGGAGUGGAACUGUCACUCGGUUGUAUAUCUGACACCAUGGUUGUCCUGCGCAGCGGUAAGAGCACCACCCCGUACACCAAAGAGCAAGAAGAGAAAGUCGCCGCCAUCCUGAGAGAGAAGAAGGAGAAGAUGGAGAACGGGGAGCUUAUUAAACAGGCAAAGAUGCUGGCCAUGAUGGAGGAGCAAAAGGCCAAGCAGAAGCAAAUGGAGGAGUUUCAAAAGUGGAAAAAGGAACACGAGGAGAAAUUGGCAGCAAUAGAGUCAGAGACAGAAGAAGAAGUAGAGGUACCACUGGAAAGGAGAGGAAGAACAGAAGAGAGAGGGGAAUCCAGUGGAGCGCGGGAGACAGAAGCCCAGAUGGAGGCAGACGCUAAGAUGGAGAGGUUGGUGAACGAGUGGGUAGCCAAAUUGGCCUUGGGGGAGGAGGACGAAGCAUUGUUGUUUGCCCCUCAGGCAGAGUGGGAACAGUUUGCUAGGGAAUUGGAGGGUGAAGAGAAUCCCAUGAAGCGACAGGCGAUGGAGGAGGAUAAAAAGUUAGAGUGGAAACUCCACCUUGCCCGCAAGAGGAAAAGAAGAUUGGAGGCGGCCGAGAAAGUGGAGGAGGAUUCGAGGGCAGCGGAAGUAGAACAUGGGAAGUUGGCAGCGCAAAUCGAUCUCCAAAGGAAGGUGGAGAUCCUAUCACAGAGUGUAGAGGUGCCAAGAAUAGUGGGCCCCAAAGAAGAAGAGGCCCGGCCACGUAGAAAGCGCGUAAAGGUCAAGUUUCCUGAUCACUAUAGUGGGAAAGCUGGAGAGGAUUUUGACAACUGGGAGGCGAAUGUGAACUCCUAUGUGCAUCUUCAGAAUAUUGCGCCCGAGGACCAGGUCCUUGUCGCCUUUCAUGGCCUUAAAGAUGAAGCAACCAAUUUUGCCAGAUCGUUAGCCCUCGCUGCCAAAUGCGAAAACGAUAUGGUCACAUACUCCAUCCUUACCCCCCUCAGUGAAUUCCUCAGCGCCCUGCGAGAGCGUUUCACAGAUGUCACUAGGGGCCUCAGGGCUUCUGACAAGUUGCAAACUGUCCACACGAGACAGUGGAAGAGUGCUAGGGCGAUGAAGACCGCCAUGGAUGAGCUUGUUGCCGUUCCUGGCCAUGGGGUCAUUGAGCCCCAACUGGUCCAAUUAUUUUACCGCACUAUGCCCGAGAAGUUGCAUGGGCAUUUCUUUGAUAGAAAGCAGCAACCCAACAUGACGUAUGAUACGCUAAGUAGGGAGGUUGUUGCCUUCGAGGCUCGGUCCAUGCCAGUUACCACUUUCUGGCAUAAGGACCUCGCCAAAGGGAAAAAGUGGAAAGGCCACACCAUCACCAGUCAGGUCAAGGCUAAAGAUAGCCUUAUUCUUACAUUAGAUGAGGGUGGUCUAGAAGAGGUCCCGUAUAGUGAGCUUGAGCGGGGCCUUGAUGAGGAAGAUAGCGGCACUGGCCAAGGGAGGACCUAUGCUGCUGUCGCGGUCGGAGGGAGCCGCAAGGGAAAGGAAGGGGCCAAGGCCAAAGGGGCCAGGCCUCUGGUGGUCGAGGGCAAAGCGGCCAGGGGGUUGGCGAGAGGGGAAACCGCCAAGCAGGAGGACGGGGUCAAGGUCUUGGAGAAGUUGAGGGAAGAUAACUUCAAGAUCAACGCGAAGAAGUGCGAGUGGGCCAAGACGCAAGUCCUGUACUUGGGCCACGCCUUAGAUGGAGAUGGCAUAAAGCCUGAGGACAGUAAAAUCGCAGCAAUUAGAGACUGGCUGACUCCCCACACGCUGACAGAGUUGCGGUCGUUCCUAGGGUUGGAAAAUUACUUUAGAAAGUUCGUUAGGAACUUUUCUACCGUCGCUACACCCCUUCGUAGAUUGCUAAAGAAAGAGGCGAUAUGGAAGUGGGACAAAGAUUGUACAUCAGCCCUGAAGAAGUUGAAGCGGGCUUUGAUAGAGUACAUAAUCCUCAAGGUAGCCGAUCUAUCCCUUCCUUUCGUUGUUACUACUGACGCCAAUCAGUACGACAUAGGCACUGUUUUACAACAAGACGAUGGCAAUGGGUAUAGACCCGUAGAGUUCAUGUCUGCUAGGAUGCCUUCAGAGAAGGUAGCAACAUCAACCUAUGAGAGGGAACUCUACACUCUCAGGCAAGCAUUAGACCACUGGAAGCACUACUUGCUUGGGAGGCACUUCAAAGUGUAUUCAGACCACGAGACGCUGAGGUGGUUGAAGACACAAGCCAAGAUGACACCUAAGCUUACUAGGUGGGCCGCAUAAAUAGACCAGUUCGACUUUGAGCUCAAGCCUGUA
Chara braunii is the source of this 2320-nucleotide messenger RNA. Lineage: Eukaryota; Viridiplantae; Streptophyta; Charophyceae; Charales; Characeae. The record is from the annotation of a GenBank genome assembly.